AUGGGAUCACUUAUAGAUGAGCUCCCAGCCCCAAUUGUGCGCUGCGCUAUAGCUCGGUCACCACGGAUCCCGAUUAUAAAGACGGGGCUUACUCUUAACCAUGCACCAUAUCACCCUCAAACCUGCUCCCCCUCCACUAUCUUCCCUGGCUAUCUUUUGGAUUUCUCAACGAUGAGCUCGUCAAAUGCACAGGAAUCAAAUACGAAUGAAAACGACCCUCCCGCUGCAACGCCACGCAGAACGCCUAUGGCGUGCACCUUUUGUAGAGGCCGUAAACUCAAAUGCGACGGCCGUUCGACAUGUGCCAACUGCGAACGCCGGGGUAUACCUUGCGUCUAUGUGCCUGUCUCCGAACAACAGAAGUAG
Somion occarium is the source of this 366-nucleotide messenger RNA. The record is from the annotation of a GenBank genome assembly. Lineage: Eukaryota; Fungi; Basidiomycota; Agaricomycetes; Polyporales; Cerrenaceae.